Molecule: messenger RNA, 543 nt
Organism: Wallemia mellicola CBS 633.66
Lineage: Eukaryota; Fungi; Basidiomycota; Wallemiomycetes; Wallemiales; Wallemiaceae
Product: ubiquitin-conjugating enzyme
Exons: 8
Coding region: 20-463 (147 amino acids)
Biological process (GO): protein polyubiquitination; ubiquitin-dependent protein catabolic process
Cellular component (GO): nucleus
Molecular function (GO): ubiquitin conjugating enzyme activity
Source: RefSeq, a predicted model, not a curated record
AGUCGACCAUCACCACGAAAUGGCUUUGAAGAGAAUUAACAAAGAAUUACUCGAUUUAGGACGUGAUCCACCUUCAAGUUGCUCAGCUGGUCCAACUGGAGACAACAUGUUCAACUGGCAAGCAACUAUUAUGGGACCAUCCCAAAGCCCAUAUGAUGGCGGUGUCUUCUUCUUGAACAUCGUUUUCCCUACAGACUACCCAUUCAAGCCACCAAAGGUUUCUUUCCAAACUAAAAUUUACCAUCCAAACAUCAACGCAAAUGGCUCAAUCUGUCUUGACAUUCUCAAGGAUCAGUGGUCACCUGCUUUAACCAUCUCCAAAGUUCUCCUUUCAAUUUGUUCAAUGCUUACCGAUCCAAACGCGGAUGACCCACUUUCACCAGAAAUUGCUCACCUUUACAAGGUUGACAGACAGCGUUACGAAGCUACCGCUAAAGAAUGGACCCGCAAGUACGCGAUGUAAGCUAGAUAAACGUACUACAAAAUGACUACAUUUUAUAAAGAUAUUAAAGCAUUCUUCCCCAUCCAUAAACACCCUUAUCG